AUGUCGACGAUGAAGCUCAAUUCCGCUGAGGAAGAUGACGAGGUUACUGAUGUGAGUGCUGGUAUUGACCAGAAAAGAUGGCCUAGACUCUUUCAGCAUGUUGACUCUGUCCUAACUGAACAAUAUCAUGGACUCAGCACAGCAUUAGCUAUAUAAAGGAGAAGGGGGCGAUCUGCUGCAGACAUGGGAAGCAAUUACAUUUUGCUAACAGUAGAAAAUAGAUUAACAAGUCUCUGCAAAAACCUUGCUGAUUGAAUUGAGAAUAGAACAAUUAAAAAUGAAAAAUAUCCAAUUGCAGAUAUCUUUCAACUGAUGGCAAGCUGCUUCAAGUUACAGGACCUUCUGCAGACAAGCGUGGACUCAGUAGAGAACUAUGGAGUUGUGGAACUGAAAAAGCUUCUGAAACAAGCAUGCUGCUCGCAAGAAAUAACAACUAAUGUCCUUGUACAGUACGAAAUCUGCAAAUCAAGAUUGGUGGCACUGUUGGAUGAUCAAGAAAAUCCCAUGCUUAGAAAUGUGGAGCAAUUUUGCCACGAAACUCAUCAGUGUUCUUCAGAAUGUAAUGUGAAGCACUACAAAGACUGCGAACAGUUCCAAAAAUUAAAGGAACCGAGAGUUGUCAUUUCGCUGAAAUUCUAUCAUCUCUUCUUAAGAGAGAAGGAUCUCUACACAGGAAUCGAAGAUUUUCUGCAUUUCUUCCUUCAGUGUGCCACAAAGACCCAUGCUGAAGGAGUGGCUGAAAGCAUGGGCAACUAUGUAGAAAUGCACAGCGACAAGAGGAGGGGUCUGGACAUCAGCGAUGUCGGGUUGGAGGCCAGAAUUCACUGGAAUGGUCCUCCUAUUCACUACGCCACCAGACUUGGCGAGUUGGCUUUGGAUCAACACUUUGGAGGAAGACGUCGGUGGCACUUUGUGACAAAAAAUAACAAAGGCAAAUCAGUCGUAACUAAACGACUGGAGAAAGAGAAGCCUAGACUACCAUUUUACUAG
Molecule: messenger RNA, 990 nt
Organism: Paramuricea clavata
Lineage: Eukaryota; Metazoa; Cnidaria; Anthozoa; Malacalcyonacea; Plexauridae
Source: the annotation of a GenBank genome assembly